Messenger RNA from Stylophora pistillata, 1086 nucleotides. RefSeq names its product neuroglobin-like. The record is from RefSeq and is a predicted model, not a curated record. Gene Ontology annotation, molecular function: heme binding; oxygen binding. NCBI's taxonomy places the organism in Eukaryota, Metazoa, Cnidaria, Anthozoa, Scleractinia, Pocilloporidae.
CGCGUCUUCGUUUUCACAACCAAAAUUCCGAAGUGAUAUUCCAGCUAAGACGACGCUUUUACUAACAACGACACAGAAAGAGGUUAUUCGGAAAUCAUGGAUACCGCUUCAUAAAAGAAGAGCUGAAGUUGGUGUCAAAGUUUUCCUAACACUUUUUGAAAACGAUCCGGGGUUACAAAACAUGUUCUCGGAGUUAAGAGAGGUAAAACUAGAGGAGCUGGCGCGAACUCGAGAGCUUCACGGACAUACCGAGAGAGUGAUGCGUGUCGUGGAGAACUGCGUUAACGCUAUGGAUGACCCAGACUCCCUGAGAGCUUACCUGACAGAGCUGGGAAGGAGGCACGUAUAUCGAUCAGUAAAACCAACUGUUAGUAAUCUUCACCAGAUUUCCCAAGCGUUGAUUUCAACCUUUCGGGAGACCAUCCAGGAUGAGUGGACUCCUGAACUAGCAGAAGCCUGGGAACUACUGUUGAAUUACUUCACUCUAAUGUUGAAGGAAGGAAUACGUUCGACAGUUGAUUGACACACUAAAAUGUAUAUUUCACCUGGGGAAAACUCACCCACUGCACUGAAAUUUCUAAAAAUUGAAAGUCGUAAUAAUUUAUCUUGGAACGAAUGCGUGUUAUAAAGAGUUACCAAAAAACACAAGUAAGCGAGAUAAAUGUAGUUGAUUCCAUUUAAUAAUUCAAACCACGAACUUUGCACAUUAUCCAUUUUCAAAAAUACACGUCUAUAACGAAGUUUCUAAUUUAAGCAAAAUUUUUUUUACCUUUUAAUACAACGUGGCACUAGUCUCCUAAUGAAUGGAGAUUUACCUAAAUUAUAUCUUCGACGCUUCUUUUGUUACCUCAAAAUAGAACAAUGUGACAGCGAUCAGACGUUCUGAGUAUUGAGCGCAUUUUGACCGGGUGACGUAAAAAAACAACCAAUUUGGUGUACCACAGCCAAUCAGAAGAAAGGUACUAAAAAUUAACCAAUGACAAGUUGCCUAGAACACAGGAAAACGUGGCUGAAUAGACCACUUUCAUAAAUGGCUGCCGGAUUAAUAUUCUUUUGUUUAAAUUUAAAUUAGCCUUUCUGGCCUCG